Molecule: messenger RNA, 468 nt
Organism: Linnemannia hyalina
Lineage: Eukaryota; Fungi; Mortierellomycota; Mortierellomycetes; Mortierellales; Mortierellaceae
Source: the annotation of a GenBank genome assembly
AUGCUCAAACCAGUAAGCGAGUACUUCUCCACCCUCCAGAAACAAAUCUCAGGGUCGCUGUGGCCACAACGCCGGGUGCUCAUGGUAGGAUCCGCAGCAGGAGGCAAGACCACAAUACUAUACCAACUCAAGCUUGGCGAAACCGUCACCACCAUCCCCACGACCGGAUUCAAUGUCGAGACCCUCACACCUACCCUGGGUGUAGAGUUCACCAUUUGGGAGCAUAUCACCUUCCAGCAGACGAAAUUUGCGAUCUGGGACCUGAACGGCAGACUGGAUGCAAUCGGGAUUGUUUAUGUGGUGGAUUCUUCGGAGGAGGACUUCAUGGAGGAGGCAAAGAUUGCUCUGUGGAGACUUUUUGAGAAGGCUGAGGAGUUGAGGGAUGUGGUGUUGUUGGUGUUUGCUGACAGGGCCAGAUCGGUUGAACGCAUUGACUGUCAUAGAGGUGAAGAGCCGGAUGAGGCUUGA